AUGGUAUCUAUUUGGAUUGACUUCUCCGCUGCCAACUGUUCUGAGCUGUCGCUUUCCCUUUGGAAUGCAGUUGGGAAGGCUCUCUCGUUCUUAGAACGUGAAACAAAAUCGCUGGCAGAAAUUAGUGAUGCGGGAUCAGAGACUGUGCCAAUUGCUUCUCCAGAAGAAGCAACACGAGACGAUACUAUUGCUGAAAACUGGUUGGAGUGUAUAUUUGAACAAUGGUCUAAGGGAAUCGAGUUUUUGCUCCGAUUGUUAUCAAAUGCUAGGACUAUGACUCAGUGCAAUGAAAGUAUUGCUAAUGUGUUUGAAAAGGUCGAAAAUUUGUCAAAUACCAAAAUUGUCGGCUAUCUCCAGAACACCUACAUUUCUCUUUGCCGUCGGAAACUUAUUGGGGCUGACCUCCAGACUGAGCUUCUUCAAGGAGUUUUAACGAAGCAAGGACAGCAAAAGUCUGUACUUCUGCGCACGAUCAUAAAUGGAAGCACUGGUGACGCUCUAUCUCAGCUAGUUGCAUAUGAUAAAGACUGUACUUGGUCACUUGAUCUGGAAACUCUGGGUAAGACAUCGUACGAAUGGCUGGGAGUAAUUAAGUCUCUCGCUGAAUUUUCUCUUCGUCAUCCUUCACAAUCGUUUUUGUCUGGCACGUACUCUCUACUAAUAUCCGACCACUUUGGUGGAUUCGGAGAAAACCUUGAUCUAGUCGUACUCCUGUUUAUUAUGCGUCAUUUGCCUCGGCUUAAUUCGGAGCAAGGUCAGCGUGAUAUACAGGUGAUUGCCAAGAGUUUUAACAAGCAGUUCCCUGGUGUGGAAACAUCGCUUAAGCAAUUUGUUCAUCCUGAAAACGUAUCGAAAUUAGCUGUGCGGGCUGUCAAAUUGUUUAUCAAUUUGCUACAUGAGGGAAAAUGGCAGCCGUACGUCCAGAGCUUUAUACUCACCGUACUUAUCAUUGAAUCCACAAGCAAUAGACUUGGUGCGGAUCUUUUUGAAGCGUUCACAACUCUACUUUACAAUAUCGAUAUUCAUGAAGUUGAUCCUCUACUUGUGAAGACCUCUAUGCACCAGCGUUCUUUCUCUCAUUCCAGUAAGGAAGCCUGCAUUGCUUUGCAAUCCGUUGGUGGAAUCGAUCGUCUUCAUUGUGUGCUGUCGAUCUUUCGGAACAAAGCGUUCUUCGAUCUGCAUCCAGGUUUCGCAGAGCAGUGCCGUCAAGCUGUUACUGAGGACGUUUUGUCGAGGCUGAUCGCGGACAACAACGCACCACAGAAAAGCAUGGAGUGGCAACACUUCUACUCCAUGAAGUCCAAGAGCAAUGGAAAAACAGGUCCUUCCUAUCCUGUAAUGUUGAAGAACCCAUUCACUAUUCACUACAUUUUUAGAUCGGAUAAGGAAUCAGUAAACCUAAAACAAAUCCAGUGGAUGUUGGAAACAGAGAACACAGCGCAAGUUCGAUUCUGUUACCUUUCUGAAACUCUUCUUCUCGGCGCUACCAGUGCUCAACCUAUUCAGAUAUUUGAGAGAAAGCCCGUGCUGGACAUUUUUUGUUCUUUCUACGAAGCGGUUUUAUCGAAUGAAAACAUUCGACCGUCAUGGAUCGAGUUGCACAACAGUAGUGGUUUUCACGAGUCAACGUACUUUGAUGCUCAGGGUCAUUGUGCCAUUCUGGCUGACACUCUUGACAGAUGUGCUUCGCGAGAAUUUCUCCCGCAACAUAUUUGUCUUACACCGGCUUUCGUAAAUGUUGACGCUGAAGUGAUGCAUUGUGCUAUGCGUGAUUGCGUCGGAGCUAUAUUGAGACCCUCGCUUAUCGACGAAUUGCAUGAAUUCUAUGCGAUUACGGUGCAGUCAACUGAUCGUUCAGCUCAAACAGCGCUGAAUUGGGAAGGAAAACAGCGAGUGUUUUUAUCAGAGUCAGAGCGGCAAACUCAUCUACAUGGUUCGGGCCCACUUGGAAGAUGUCAAGAUGUUUUUCACGAGAUUCUGACUGUGAUUUGUAAUUAUGCAGAUGUGGAGACACACGUUGAGGUUUUGCGUCAUUGUGCGGAAAACUUGACUUCUUGGAUUGUGGUUUCCACAGAAGAAGAAAAUGUGUUGCGUGGACAAAGUUUACUGAUGAAUGAGAACCGACUAGUAUUCCGUUUGAUAGUCGUGUCCAACCUACUCGAGUACUGUUCUCAACUCGGUAAACAUACGGAACCAUAUCAGGACGAUGUUUACUUCAGUGAUUGCGAAGCUUUGAAGAAUGUCGUUACUCGUCGUGGAGGACCAACUGCCCUACCUACCGUUGAGCGUCGAGUAGAGGAGUCUCGGUCUGUUAAUAGUAUUCCUUUGUGCACAUAUGCGGCCACCGAAAAGGAAUUCGUGCAUCAACAUUGGUACAAUUGUCACACAUGUAAAAUGACCGACAACAAAGGAGUGUGUAGCGUAUGUGCGGUGAACUGUCAUCGUGGACAUGAUCUUUCGUAUAGAGAGGCUUUCCUUCUCAACAUGCUGCAAAUUAUUCGCUUCAGUAAACAAGGAUCGUUCUUUUGUGACUGUGGCGCCAAUGGAUGUUCUGCUUUGACAGCAACGAUCUAUCAGAAUUCUGCAAUAAGUGCUGCUCGGGGAAGAACUCUUCCAGCUGUUCAUACGGGCCUAGUUCGCAAUUGUAUUGAAAGUCGAGUUGAAGUGAUUGAACGGAUUAUUCGAGCCUCAUUGCAUGCCUGUGAUUCACGGUGGUCGCUUGACCAGCGCCGUGAUAACGUGCGACAGUCACUUGCUGAUCACCAACGUUUACGUGUGGUUUAUGAUCAAGCCGUAAUGUUCAUGCGUUUACACCUUUUUCCAAUGCUUUAUUCAGAAAAUGGAUGUCAUUUGUGGUUUAUACUAGCUGAACACGCAACUACACUGCAGAUAUUUCACGUGCAUCCUGGACAAAGCUUACUUGACGAAUUGGAGCACAUGAGAAUUGAUUCCGAGCCAGUUGGCUUUGCUGGCCGCCAAAUUGCCUGCCGUGGUGAUAAAGUGGCAGUAGCUGGCUUAAGUGACAUACUAACUCUUCGUUUGAAUAGGGAAGGCGAGAUCGUUGAUCGCAUGGUUAUUAAACUUGGUGAAAUCACCACUACACAUAACAACUCAAUAAUGAAGGUUCUAUGGGCACAAAGUCGUCCAGCACUUUUGGCAGUUGCCACUAUUCAGCUUGUUCGCAUUUACGAUCUCUUACUGGAUGCAGAUAACUUUGUGGAAGAGCUAGUACUACCAGUAGGUACGUUGUGA
Messenger RNA from Angiostrongylus costaricensis, 3252 nucleotides. The record is from the annotation of a GenBank genome assembly. NCBI's taxonomy places the organism in Eukaryota, Metazoa, Nematoda, Chromadorea, Rhabditida, Metastrongylidae.